CUCUCUCGUCAAUCUCAACGUCAACCAAAACCCUAAUCCCUCUUUUGUUAUCCCUCUUUUGUUUCCCCUCUGUGAUUUUCAUUUCCCGUCUCGGCAACUAUGCAGAACCCUAAAGUCUUCUUCGACAUGACCAUCGCUGGCCAACCCGCCGGCAGGAUCGUGUUUGAGCUCUUUGCCGACACCACUCCCCGGACCGCCGAGAACUUCCGCGCCCUCUGCACCGGAGAGAAGGGAAUCGGUAGGAGCGGCAAGCCGCUCCACUACAAGGGCUCUGUCUUCCACCGUGUGAUCCCGAACUUCAUGUGCCAGGGAGGCGACUUCACCGCCGGAAACGGCACAGGCGGUGAGUCGAUCUACGGCGCCAAGUUCGCCGACGAGAACUUUGUGAAGAAGCACACCGGUCCCGGCAUUCUCUCCAUGGCGAACGCCGGUCCAGGAACCAACGGAUCUCAGUUCUUCAUCUGCACAACGAAGACGGAGUGGCUCGACGGCAAGCACGUCGUGUUCGGUCAGGUCGUUGAAGGACUGAACGUGCUGAAGGAAAUCGAGAGGCUCGGAUCCAGCUCUGGCAAGACCUCCAGGCCCGUCGUCAUCGCCGACUGCGGUCAACUCUCCUAGAUGGACGGCGUUGACCCGAGGCGGUUGUCUCUAUGCUGGUGGCUCUGAAUCUGUGUCGUGUUUUCAGUGUUGUUUUUCCUCUUUUUUUUCUCCUGUCUUAUAGAGGGAUUGUGGCGUUAUAGAUAUCAUCUGGAACCCUUCCCUUUGAAUCCUUUCCUUUGUUUCUAGUAUCAGUAUGUGGUCAUAGAGUGAUUCGAGUGUGUCAUCAGAAACAUAAAAAUGAUGAGCUACCUUCAAUAAAAAUUUAGGACCGUUAUUGUUCGCCUAAUUUUAUC
Vigna unguiculata (cowpea) is the source of this 893-nucleotide messenger RNA. RefSeq names its product peptidyl-prolyl cis-trans isomerase 2. Gene Ontology annotation, cellular component: plasma membrane; cytoplasm; cytosol. Gene Ontology annotation, molecular function: cyclosporin A binding; peptidyl-prolyl cis-trans isomerase activity. The record is from RefSeq and is a predicted model, not a curated record. Gene Ontology annotation, biological process: protein folding; protein peptidyl-prolyl isomerization. NCBI's taxonomy places the organism in Eukaryota, Viridiplantae, Streptophyta, Magnoliopsida, Fabales, Fabaceae.